Molecule: messenger RNA, 3168 nt
Organism: Cololabis saira (Pacific saury)
Lineage: Eukaryota; Metazoa; Chordata; Actinopteri; Beloniformes; Belonidae
Product: NACHT, LRR and PYD domains-containing protein 3-like
Exons: 11
Coding region: 1-3168 (1055 amino acids)
Biological process (GO): regulation of apoptotic process
Molecular function (GO): protein binding
Source: RefSeq, a predicted model, not a curated record
AUGUAUAGUGGACCAGGAGGACUGGACUUAUCGAUAGAGGAAAGGGAAGGGUUUACAGACAGAGAGGCCAGACAUCCUCCAUGGUUGGAGACAGCAGCCCUGACCAAGAGACAGGAGGUGGAGAUCAGGAAGAGAGAUAAACAAGCGAACCCAGUUACAUACAUCAGUCACGUGCAUCGUCAUACGCCCAGCAGAAAGGUGCUGCUGGUGUUGGCGCUGCUGUCCGGUCCGCCGAACAGUGGCAACAUUCUCUGCACCCUCUACCUGCCAUCCAGGAGAUGGGUGUGGAACAGACAACAGACCCAGAUCAAUAACAGUCAGCUUCAAACACGUGACGAUGUGACGACUGAGGACCAGGAUGACUUCAGGGAAGUGAUGAACUCCAGGAGAGACAGCUAUCAUGUAAAAUUGUGGUUGAAAGACACUUUGGAGGAUUUGGACUCCAAGGGGCUGAAGGAAUUCCACUGGUACCUGAGGAAUGCAGAUGAAUCAAAUGAUGGUUUCAAACCGAUCAAACGGUUUCGUCUGGAGCAUGCGGACAGAUUGGACACAGUAGAUCUGAUGGUGCAGAGGUUCUCUUCAAAGACCAGAGAUGUGGCCGAGACGGUUUUAAAGAAGUUAAAAGGUGAUAAAGAGGGAAAUGUUGCCAGGAUGAUGAGUGACUUUGUUAAGAAAGUGUCUAAACAAACCCUGACGGAGCUUAUGGAGGCCCUCGUAACUGAUGGUGUCUUCGAUGACCGGGACAAGAAGUCGAUACUGGAGGAGAACCACACCAGAGUAAAUAAGGCCAGCUGCCUUGUUGACAUUGUGAUGGAAAAGGAAGAGGCAGUCUGCAAUAAGAUGAUCAAUCAUCUUCAAACCAUAAAUCCUUCACUUUCCUUUGAGCUGGAUGUUUCCCCCGGUCCAUCUGCCGAAGUUAAAGCUUGUAAAAAGUUGAAGUCUAAGCUGGAGAAGAAGCAUCAGCAUGUGUUUGAGGGGGUCACUAAAGCAGGACAGAAAACCCCUCUGGAGCAGAUCUACACAGAGCUCUACAUCACAGAGGGAGGGACCGGAGAGGUCAACAAUGAACAUGAAGUCAGACAGAUUGAAGCAGCUUCCAGGAAACCACACAGAGCAGAAACAACCAUCAGACAGGAAGACAUCUUUAAACCCCCACCUGGAAGAGAUGAACCAAUCAGAAUAGUAAUGACGAAGGGAGUGGCCGGUAUCGGGAAAACAGUCUUAACACAGAAGUUCAGUCUGGACUGGGCUGAAGGCAGAACCAACCAGGACAUCCAGUUCCUGCUUCCAUUCACCUUCAGAGAGCUGAAUGUGCUGAGCGAGGAGUUCAGCUUGGUGGAACUUGUUCAUCAAUUCUUCAGUGAAACCAGAGAAAUCUGCAGCUUUGAAGGGAUCCAGAUUGUGUUCAUCUUUGACGGUCUGGAUGAGAGUCGACUAACUCUGGACUUCCGCAACUCUUCAGUCGUCAGUGACCCCAGAAAGUCCACCUCAGUGGACGUGCUGCUGAUAAACCUCAUCAGGGGGAACCUGCUUCCUUCUGCUCGUCUAUGGAUCACCACACGACCCGCAGCAGCCAAUCAGAUCCCUCCUGAGUAUGACUAUGUUGACAUAGUGACAGAAGUCAGAGGGUUCACUGACCCACAGAAGGAGGAAUACUUCAGGAAGAGGUUCAGAGAAGAGGAACAGAGCAGUAGGAUCAUCUCCCACAUCAAAACAUCACGGAGCCUCCACAUCAUGUGCCACAUCCCAGUCUUCUGCUGGAUCACUGCUUCGGUCCUGGAGAACGUCCUGGAAACCAGAGAGGGGGGAGAGCUGCCCAAGACCCUGACUGAGAUGUACAUCCACUUUCUUGUGGUCCAGGCCAAACAGAAGAUGGUCAAGUAUGACGAAGGAACUGGGACGGAUCCACACUGGAGUCCAGAGACCAGGGAGAUGGUGGAGUCUCUGGGAAAACUGGCUUUUGAGCAGCUGCAGAAAGGAAACCUGAUCUUCUAUGAAUCAGACCUGAAAGAGUCUGGCUUCGAUGUCACAGAGGCUUCAAAGUACUCAGGAGUGUUCACCCAGAUCUUUAGAGAGGAGAGCAACAUGUACCAGAACCAGGUCUACUGCUUCAUCCAUCUGAGUGUCCAGGAGUUUCUGGCUGCUCUUCAUGUCCAUCAGACCUUCAUCAAAUCUGGAGUCAACCUGCUGGAGGAAAAAAAGAACAUCUUCUGGUGGUUUAAAAAAAGAGCAGAGACUCGGCUCUAUCAGACAGCUGUGGACAAGACCUUACAAAGUCCCAACGGAAACUUGGACUUGCUCCUCCGCUUCCUCCUGGGUCUUUCACUGGAGACCAAUCAGAACCUCCUACGAGAUCUGUUGGAACCAAAACAAAGAAGUUCACAGAACAAUCAGGAAACAGUUAAAUACAUCAAGAAGAAGAUCAGUAAGGAUCUGUCUGCAGAGAGAAGCAUCAACCUGUUCCACUGUCUGAAUGAACUGAAAGAUGUUUCUCUGGUGGAGAAGGUCCAACGGUCCUUGAGGUCAGGACAUCUCUCCAGAGAUGAACUGUCUCCUGCUCAGUGGUCGGCUCUGGCGUUCAUCUUACUGUCAUCAGGAGAAGAUCUGGAGGAGUUUGACCUGAAGAAAUACUCAGCUUCAGAGAUGGUUCUACGGAGGCUGCUGCCGGUGGUCAAAGCCUCCAAGAAAGCUAAACUGGACCUGAGUAAAAGCCGCCUGCAGGAUUCAGGACUGAAGAAGCUGUGUCCUGGACUGAAGAGUCCACACUGUCACCUGGAGUUUCUCAGAUUGAAGAACUGCGGUCUGUCAAAGAACAGCUGUUCUUCUCUGGUCUCAGCUCUGGAGUCCAACCCCUCCCACCUGAAACUUCUGAAACAUCUGGACCUGAGCAGGAACAACCUGGAGGAUUCAGGAGUGAAACAUCUGUGUGGAUUUCUGGAGAGUCCAGACUGCAGACUGGAGUAUCUGGGAUUGAAGGCCUGCAAGUUGUCAAAGAUCAGCUGUUCUUCUCUGGCCUCAGCUCUGAAGUCCAAUCCCUCUCAUCUGGAACAUCUGGACCUGAGAAGGAACGACCUGAAGUCUUCAGAUGUGAAGCAGCUUUCUGAUCUGAUGGACAGUGCAGACUACAAGCUGCAGACUCUCAGGUCAGUGGAGAUGGAAAUGGAUUGA